Nicotiana tabacum (common tobacco) is the source of this 910-nucleotide messenger RNA. Lineage: Eukaryota; Viridiplantae; Streptophyta; Magnoliopsida; Solanales; Solanaceae. The record is from RefSeq and is a predicted model, not a curated record.
AUUGCAAUGAAAAGAAUUCUUUCUGGGAAAUUUGGGGCUUGUGCUGGCCAAGCAUGCAUUGGAAUUGAUUAUAUCCUAGUCGACAAGACGUAUGCCAACGAGUUGGUAAAAUUGAUUAAACUUGCCAUCCCAAAAACAUUUGGAGAAAAUCCAAAAGAAUCACAUUCGAUUGCGAGGAUCAUUAAUAGAACUCAUUUCUUGAGGUUAAAGAAUCUUUUAGAUGAGCCAAUGGUAAAAUCUUCAGUCGUACAUGGAGGCUUAACCGAUGAAGAUAAUCUGUUCAUUGAGCCCACAGUAUUACUGGAUCCUCCGGUGCAAGCUGCAAUUAUGACAGAAGAAGUUUUUGGUCCAUUGCUCCCUAUCAUAACUUUGGAUAAAAUCGAGGACAGUAUUGAAUUUAUCAAUGCAAGGCCUAAAACACUUACUAUAUAUGCCUUUACCAAAGACGAAGCACUCAAAAAGAAGAUUAUAAGCAGAACAUCUUCAGGAAGUGUGGUGUUCAAUGAUUCAAUCAUCCAAUAUGCAGCUGAUACACUUCCAUUUGGGGGAGUAGGGCAAAGUGGCUUUGGAAGGUACCAUGGGAAAUUUUCAUUUGAUACAUUUAGCCAUGAGAAAGCAGUUGUAAGAAGGAGCUUUCUUACUGACAUCUGGUUUAGAUAUCCUCCUUGGAAUCAUAAAUCACUUCAACUCUUUAGAACUGCUUAUAGAUAUGAUUAUCUUAGUGUAGUUCUUAUUACACUAGGACUAAAAAAGGCUUAGCGUGAUGUUUAAUUUAUUUGCUUAAUUGCAAAUAUUUGUAUUUGUAUUAAAUUAGUUAUCCGUCUUCUCUACCGUAUUAAAAAAGUUUGAUUUGUAAUUUACAUUUGAGUGACUAAUGUGUUAAAUUCUUCUACACCCGUUUAUUUCUCUA